GUUUCCAAACACUGAAAUUAUUUAAUUUAAGGUAAUAGCAACUAAGUAAUAACAAAAAAAGAAACACUUUCGAAAAGAUUUGAAACUCAAAAAUGCAGAUCUGGCAUUCGGUAAUUUAGUACCGAUUGUUUAUAUAGUUGCGAUCGCUGUUCUUUCAGUAUACGUUGUGCAUGUGUAUAUGUGAGUGCACAAGCGUAUGAACAUACAUUCAUAUGCCUGUUUAAUAAAAUAAUAUAUACAUAUAAGUAAAUUAACGUACAGAUACAGUGUUAUAGUAUCUGUAAGAGCACGCGCUCUAUUAUUUCAAAAUCAAAGAGCUUCAACUCAUACGCAAGUUAAUCGUUUGUGUUCUUUUGCGGAUCACAGUGAAAAUUAUAUUAAAUAUAUAGAACUUUUUAAAUGUUUAAUAAUCUGGAUGUGGUUAAAUUUUUGAAAUGUUUAAAUAUAAUCUUACGAUAUGUUGUUACCUAAGUAAAUGUGGUUGUUUGGAAAUACAUUGAAAAAAAUUAAUAGGAGAAAUUUGCAUUUUUAAUAACAGAAAGUUAUAGCUGAUGGAAACGAGUACAAUAUUGUUGAUUGUUACUUUGUAGGAAUUCUGCCUUAAAGAGUGUGUGUAUUAUGUUCUAUGGCUAAAAAUAUCCGCAUGGAUUGAUUGAAAUGUGGCACGCAAGUUAUCCGCAAACUCAAUAGGCACAAACAAAUAAUAAUCGAAUUUCUUAUACAAGAGUGGAAAGUCGACUACUGUAUACUUCUUAAAAAUAGUAUAUGAACAUGCUUUAAGCAAAAUAACAUUUGAUAGAAAAAAGAAUAUUCUUAAAUAAAAGAUAUUCGAUUUGAGACUUCGAUACAACUACUACGAUGACUUCUUUUGGAGUAGAGCAGGCUUCAUCUACAAACGACCCCCAGAACUCUGUUCCAUUGGACAGUUCAAAACGUCCCCAAAUAAAUGGUGGGCGUUUCGAUUUUGAGGAUGGAGGAACAUUUUGUGGCGGGUGGGAGGACGGUAAGGCCCAUGGGCAUGGUGUUUGUACCGGGCCUAAGCAUCAAGGAGCAUAUGCCGGUGCAUGGAAUUAUGGUUUUGAGGUAUCUGGUGCAUAUAUUUGGCCAAGCGGUUCACAUUAUGAAGGCCAAUGGCAAAAUGGACGACGGCAUGGUUUGGGUGUAGAACAAAUUGGUCGUCAAAUAUAUCGAGGGGAAUGGUCAAAAGAUGGACAUAAGGGAAGAUAUGGUAUUCGAGAAAGUACUGUUUCUACCGCUAGAUACGAAGGAACGUGGAACAUGGGUUAUCAAGAUGGCUACGGUUGUGAGACUUAUGCUGACGGAGGAAAAUAUCAAGGGCAAUGGCAAGAGGGUAAACGUCACGGAUAUGGUAUUCGGACUUCAGCUCCCUUCGGAUUAGCAUCACAUUAUCGACGGAAAGAUAUUCACACGUCCUUAAACUCGUUACGGAGUUCAGAUAUUGGAGAAGUCGAUAAAGUUCGGUCAGAAGAAAUAAGAGGGGGUUUCGUGCUAACUGCAAGAUCGGAUAAACUACCUGCUCGACGCAACAGUUUGACGGAGAAGUCAAAAAAAGGAUUUUUAUCUGGGUUUAAAAUGCGAAAACAAAAAAGUACAGGAGAUUUAGAGAAACGCGGCACUUUAACAUCCAGCAGCGUAAGGUCAACGGCGUCAACCUCAUCAUGGGCAAGCACCGGAUCAGAACAAUCCAACCUAACUACAAGGUCGGCCCACACAGAUUCCAACGCCAGCUUUACAAUGGAAGAUGAACAACUAGAUUCUGCAGUGACUGAAAUAUAUAUGGGAGAAUGGAAGAAAGACAAGCGCUGUGGACAUGGUGUUGCUGAACGUAGUGAUGGGCUUAAAUACGAAGGAGAGUGGUAUAAUAACAAGAAACAUGGCUACGGUGUAACUACAUUCCGAGACGGUUCAUUUGAAGAAGGCAAAUAUAAGAAUAAUAUUUUAAUGACAAGCCAAAAGAAGAAGCACUUGUUUCUUGCGCGAUCACGUAAGUUCCGAGAUCGCAUCAACAUAGCUGUAAAUUCGGCACAAAGGUCGUUAAAAAUGGCAAUGCAAAGGUCUGAUAUUGCCAUUUCACGUACUUCAACUGCAUCUGACAGAGCGCAAAAUGCCGACAUUGCAGCUGAUAAAGCCCGCAUUGAUUGUGAAAUCGCUGUUAGUAUGGCGCGUGAAUUUGCUCCUGAUUUUAAGCCAUCAGUUUUAGACAGAUUUCAAAAACUAUUUUCUCGAAAUCAUUUUAAAUUAGGCUAUUUAAGGGGAAACUGCUCUUCAUUACCUUAUAAUGAAAAUAGUAGAUCACCAAAUAAAAGAGGACUCUUACUAAAAGAAUUGAAUGAACCCGAUCUCAAUGCGUCUCUUCGACAGCAAUCAGAUAUUUUGUCUCAUUCUGUACCCUCACAAAAACUGCAUGUAACGCCACAAACGGAUUUUGCCCAUUUAGUUAAUCAACCAAGUCAAUUCCGUAACAGUUCUUUUGCUCAUAUUUAUCCUUCACAAAUCAAAGGCAAUAAAGAACAAUUGAAGCAGUAUCAAGAAAAUAUUCAACGUGAUUUUAUUAGAAACAAUGAGAUGCAAGUUGACAAUUUGAAUGAAGAAAAAAGCACUUCACCAUAUAGCCACAGAAUGGGAAAAAAUUACAUCGCAGUUGGACAAAAUCUAACCAAUACUUCUGUCAACAGUUAUAUUUCGUACGCUAAUUCAGAUCGACUGGAUGACUAUAUGUACAAUAACUCUGAGCGCAGAACUAACUUAUUGCCAAAUAACUCAACAGCAAAUUAUAGUGAACAUCUAAAAUCUCAUCAGCAAAAUUCUACACAAACAUUCACGCAGCCAUUGUCCAAUCAACCUUCCCAAUUUUAUCGAACGUCACCACAAAAAACAGAAAUAUUAGGAGAAGCAAGAAAAACCACAAGGCCACCUCCACUGUGUGAAACUGGUCACCAGUUAUCUAUUGAUUACUUUGACCACUAUAAGAAGCCUCCAAGUCGAGACUCAUCCACCGAUCGAUAUGCUCGAGCAGCUAGCCACAUUAGCUCACGCCAACCUUCGAUUGACCAAUCAAUGCCUUCACAAUCACGAAAUAUGCCAUCACCUAAUAAGGAAAUUAGACAACGAGAGGGCUCACAUAAUCCAGCCAAUGUAUCGAAAUCUGUUACUAAUAAAGUAAUGACUAAUAUGUCAAAUCAAAUGCUAAAUGCAAUAGAAAAAAUACCGUCAAUAAAUCAACCUUUCGAAGAUGUUCUUUUGUAUCAGCGAACAUUAGGUCAAGAUAUUAUUCCGUCCGCAAUUACUCCUAAACGAACCGAAAGCUUGUAUACUCCUGCCAAAGUUUUUAUUCCAAAAGGGACCACGGUUAACUCUAACAACUAUACAGGAAGCAAACCAGUAAAGAUUACUCCUAUAAAUGUGACGCUACAACGAAAAAAAUCGCUACCAGAUUUUCAAGAUCUUCCACGUUCCACGGAAGCUAUGACUAGGGAGGAGGUGUCUGCGUUGGGUUCAGCAAGACGUGAAGCUGUACGCCGCCAAAUAGAAAUUAACGAAAGAUUAAAAGCAAAUCCCCUACUUUAUAUUUUUAGUCCACAAGUUAAGGAUUGGCUUUCUCGACAACAAUUGGUGCUACUUGUGCUUUUUGUAAAUAUACUUUUAGGCUACCUUUUCGUGAAAAUAUUAACAUAGCGAAAUUUGUUUAAAGCCUAGUAUACUCAUAUGAAAAUGUACGGUUUUAGUUAAAUAUCUUAGUGAUUUUAAGUUAUAUUCGAAUGAAUGUCUGCACAAUUUUGAUAAAAAAUAACAUUAUAAAUCAAGAGUCUUAAUGGUCAUUACAAAUGAUUUAUAUACUUAAAGAUUUUGUCGUUCACUGUUAUGCAUUUGGUCAGUUCGCUAGAGGAGAUUGUUUUUAUGCAAUUCAAUCAUAUAUUACAUUUAAAGAAUUUAAUAAGUAUUCCUGAUAUAGUUCACUAAUUAAAUUAUUUUGUUUAUCAGAAGCAUUGGACUCUUUCUGUUAUAUAUAAUUUUGUAGGAAAUGGACAUAUACAAAACAAAGAUAUCAGCAUCAAAAUAUUAGUUGCGUAUACAUACAUAUGUAUAUCAUAGAGAAUUCUAAAAUAUUCCUUUCAUCUCCCAACUAACUUACGACUUACAAGCUAUAUUUAUAUCAAUCAUACCUUAAAAAAUUUCUUAUAUAGAGAAUUGUAAGUUCGUAAACAUAAUUUAUAUCCAAUAACUUUCUUUAAUUAAGAGUAACAACUAGUUGCUUCUUCAGUGCGAAUUGACCUAAUUGUAAGAAAAUAAAUAUUUAUUCAAUUCUUGUUUAAAUCCCUCUAUAAAAAAUCAUUUGUUUUUACUUAUGUUUAGUGUAAAAUAUUUUUUACGUGCCUUAUUCAAAAAAUUAUAUUAGAUUUGUUUUUAUGAAUAUUGUCCUAUGCGUACCAGGAUAUUUGAAACGAAGAUAAAAUCAGUACUCUCCCAAAGUUAAACUAAUAGUUACUACGGUCAAUUAAUAAAUGCAAAUUUGAGUUACAUAUACUAAAAUUAUGUAAAAAAGUAAGGAAGGGCUAAAAUCGUGUGCAGAACACUUUAUUUAAAUAUUUGGUAAGACGAAAGUUGGUAAAAUACUUAAAAGUAUCGGAGAGACUUUUUAUUAAACAAGUAAGAAGGCUAAGUUCGGAUGUAAUCGAAUAUUUUAUAUUUAUGUGGCUCAAAUUCGACGUAAUAAUACCAGGUUUUGACAACAUUAUUACUAAUAUGCAAUAUUUUGCUUCUAGUCCGAAAUUUGUAUAUUAAAAUUGAUUUAAUUAACUGAAAUGAUAUAGACAUACUAUAUGUGACAUAAAUUCUCGCAAAGACGCCAAAUUUGAUGUAUAGGGUUUAUACAAAACCCUCAACUAGAGGACAAAAAUAACUAUAUUAGAUAUAUGAUUUAUAUUUUACGUCUAAGCUAAUUUCUUUCAUAUCUAGCGCACUUUAUUUUAAAUUAAACUUCUCCACUUAAUUUUAGUAAGGUGAAAAGUUGGAAAUCACCAUAUAUUUGGAUUAGAGACAGAUUAAGAAAUGUAUUAAAUUGUUAUUAUCUAGAA
Molecule: messenger RNA, 5096 nt
Organism: Bactrocera latifrons
Lineage: Eukaryota; Metazoa; Arthropoda; Insecta; Diptera; Tephritidae
Exons: 10
Coding region: 859-3696 (945 amino acids)
Cellular component (GO): endoplasmic reticulum membrane; plasma membrane; junctional membrane complex
Source: RefSeq, a predicted model, not a curated record